Aethina tumida (small hive beetle) is the source of this 5305-nucleotide messenger RNA. RefSeq lists its product as uncharacterized. The transcript is spliced from 11 exons. The record is from RefSeq and is a predicted model, not a curated record. Bases 419 to 4708 code for a protein of 1429 amino acids. Lineage: Eukaryota; Metazoa; Arthropoda; Insecta; Coleoptera; Nitidulidae.
UUUCACCUGUGCAAAACGUCCAGCGCACAAACUCCGUCUCUUUGAAACACAGUCCUCGGGGACCUGCGUGCUCGUGUGUGUUUAUGUUUUUAUUUAUUUAUUUAUUAUUUUUUUUUUAUAUUUCGCUUCUAAAAGGUUUCUCGGUAAUUCGUUUUGGAGGUUUUUAAUUGGAGUGACAGUGACUUGGUGUAGAGGUUGACUGAGAUUGAUACAGAGAACGGUCCCCAAACGGUAGGAGGGAAGUAUCGGGACUGUGUUUUUUCGAGUCGUGUGUGUGAACUGAAGGAUUGAAAAACGUUCCAGAGUGGAAGACGAAGCAACGUUCAUAUCAACUCAUCUGUAAAAUAAAGAAAAUUGUUAAUCGGGCUUAUGAUGAGAUGAGAUAGUCCAGGUGGUGUGACAAGAAAGGAGACCGAGGAUGCCUGACGUGACCCGCUCAGACUCCCAACGAUCCGACGUUUCGAACAGGCCUCGCGUAUCCUUCAACAGAGACGUGCACGUCAAACGGAUCGUGCCACGAGAAAGUGGUCGGAUCGUUGGCGCGGUUAGCGCGGACGGAGCGGGUCACUUGGUGGCUUCGCCCGUCAGAAAAGAGCGGCUCAAACGCUCCAAAAAAGAACUUGCCGAAGAAGCCGCCCGGGUCCUACACCAAGCCGAUAAACUCGACUGCGUUACCCAGGACAAAGGUGUUCUCCCAGAAAAAUUUUAUACUCUGCCUAACAGGCGAAAACAGAAACCGGAUUUUAUAUCAUCGUCUUUAGAUCGCCGAUUAAGAAGAAACUCUCUAGAACCUGUGCCACCCAAAAAACCACCACGCACGUUUGCAACCUUAAGUACACCCCACACCACACAGAAAACCUCAAUAUUCGACAUAUUUAAGAAGUCUGACAAAAAAGACGCAAAAAAGUCGAAUCUUCGUAGAAGCGUCAGCGAUGCUACGAAUUUAAAGUCUAAAGCUUAUGGAUCGCAAGGUGAUUUACUGAGAAAACGAUCCGGAAGUGACUCUGAGGAAGUUUCCCCUGUAAAGUCACCCAAAAAACAAUUGUCGCCUAUUAUUGAAGUAACACAAAGAGAUGAUUACUUUUCGAAAGGUCGAAAUGAUGACAAAGAGAACAUUCUUAGUAAUGACAAUGUAAGUAUAAAAGCACCAGCAAGAAGGAAAUGCAAGAAGUCGGAGAGUGUUACCGAAAAAUUAAAAGAGUACAUAAAUGAAGUGGAUGAAGAAAUAUUUAAAGAAACAGGAGUAAGAGUAGCACCUCCGGAAGAUAUCAAAGAACCCGAGAUUAUUAUAAUUGAUGUUGAUAAGGCAGAAAAGAUAACAAACAAUAAACAGAAAACGAGUUUAGGAAAAAAAUUGAAAUCGUUGACACAGAAGAAAAACAAGUCCAAUGAAGCUAAGAACAAAAAUCAAAACAAAAAAGCUGGAAAACCCAAGGAGAUUUUAAAUGAAGAAUUGAUCCUAGAAAAGCCAAAGCUUGAGGAAAAAUUAUCAGCGGGAUCAAAUUCAGCCUCUCCGAGAAUAAAGGAGGCGAUCGAGAAUUUGGAGAACUCAGGUAAACGUUCCCCGAACAUGAUUCACAGUAGUCAAAAACCGGCAGAUAAACUGCCUCUAACCAAAGGUCGAACAGUGGAUCAUAUGGUGAAAAGACUUAGCACUGAUUCAGCAUCACCACCUCCGAAAACAAACAUUUUAAUAUCCCCCAAUGUUUCCAUGCAACACAAUAACAACCAACCGUUCUCUUAUACCAGGGGCAUAAGUCCUGAGAAGUACAUGUCCAAUGAAAACUUACCCAACCCUAGCAGUCCUAUUAUUUAUGCUCAAGUGGUGUGUGGAAAAAAUGGCACGAGCGGGCCGACCAAACAAACUGUACACACCGCGUACCAAAACGGAAAGAAACAUCCUCAUUCGGACUCCGACGAAGGUUUGGGUUAUGAGGAGAAUACAGGGUUUAAUCGAGAGAAGACCAUUACACAUUUUGGGGAUGACAGAUUUAAUGAUUCGUUUAGAAAAACCGAAGAUUUCUUCGAUGAGGUGGAUAAGUUUGCCGAAGAAACACCAAUAACCCCCAAGUUCACAAAUCCCGCCUUCAUAAACGGUUACAGCGGUGAUUACAGAAAAGUAAACUCUUACUCGAGACAAGAGCACACAGGAUAUAUAGACUCGUCUUCCAGGGGACGUGGGGACGGAAUGGACGCGAAGAGACGAGAAAGUUUAACAGAACAGUUCGAAAACGGCUUCGGAACCCCCAAUGGAAACGGAAGAAGUGACUUGAGCGCUAGACGUGACCUUUUAGAGUCGAGGAUUAAUCGAAGAUUGAACGACUCAGGGGUGCGGCACUCGCCAGAAUAUCCAAGUCAAACACCCACUCACGUUUACGUCACGGAAUCAUCGUCGAAAUAUUACCGUAGCGGAUCGAUUAGUCCUGUUGGCUACAAGGAAAAGUACGUGUCGGAAACAAGGACAGAUAAGAAUGGCGAACGGCGUACCACCGAGUCCCGCAGCAAGAGGUAUUUCGGUGAUCACCCCGAACGCCACACCUCAAAGAAUUACCAGAGUUUCGACAAUGAGCCGAAAAGUUUCGAUUCGCAGAUAAGCGAUUACAGAUCGUCGCCGGAGAACCGCCAGUUCGAAGCUAGUCAUAAUAGGUACAACGCCAGAAGCGACAAACAGAAAAUCUUUAAGGACAGGGACUACUACAAAUCGACUCCGGAGAUUCAUCACCAGGAUUAUGCGGACAACUACAGGGAUUCUUACCACGACUCGCUACGCAGGGAGAGACACGAAAACAGACUAACCAGCUCUUCGAGAUACCGAUCUGAGCGCUAUUUGGAUCACAGCGAAAACGAAAGAAAGGAUAAAUUUGGAGACUCCGGAAUAGAAAAUGACUUCCGCAGAGACUCCGGUGAGAACUGGCGCGCUUCUCGUCCUCCCCGCCGACGGGAAUACUGUAACGAGAGUGAAGAUGAAGGCUUCGCCAGCUCUUUGCUGAUCGCCAGUGAGCGUCAGCAUACUGAAGACAACAUAAACGGUAGGAAAAAGAAGGAUUACGAUUCGGACAGGGCAUAUUCCAAAGAGGACGAUCCUUAUAGACACUUAGAGCACCUGGACUAUAAAAUGAAGCUCAAGGCGCACGACUACGUACCAAGAGAAAGGAGUAUCGAUGACGGAUCGCAUUUCGACCCCAGGAUUGACAAAGGUUUUGACCGAAACACUUUAAAGAAGGUGGAGAAGAAGCCCCCGAAACCAGAGAAAAAGAGCAAUUUGGAAAAAAUGAAAUCACUGUUCACAAGGGACAGUAAAAAGAAAAAGGAGAAGCUCCAACAGCAACAACAUCAGAAUAUGGUUAGGGAAGAGAGUUUGAGAGCCAGAUAUGUGGAAUACAAAGGCAGAGACAACGAACCGAAGUACAAGAAGAAAGAAAUGAACGAUGAAAAUUCGAGCUACGAUUACAGCAACAGGAGACGUUUGUCGACGCCGAGCCCGAGUCCUACGCGUGAAACUACGGCACAGCGAAAUGAAAAACCGGCGGAAACCACCCACGGAAGCUGGUUCAAAUCGCUGGACAGGCUGUCCCGCAAAAAGACCAAAAAGGACGAAAGGGACGGUAACCUGACAAGCACCGAAGAAGACUCGCCGCUAAAACCGACGCCGACAAAGAACCUGAGGUUCUUCGGCGACACAGAUAUCGAAUCGAACGACAGCACUCGUCACCGCUCUACUCAUAAACAUCGGCCAGGGAUUUUAGGCCGUGACCGUGUUCGAAGUCAGUCCACCCGCGAUUUGCACAAUAUUUCAGAAGAGUUACGCUCCCCUGACCUGGGUGCAAAGAAAACGAGCCAUAAGUCGAUGACCAACAUUACCGAAGCUGAAUGUGUUAAAAGCAGCCUGAAACCUCCAAUGUCACCGAAUCAUAGAGUUAGGGAGGAUACGAAAGGUAGGGAGGACAGGAACAGGAGAAGAAAGAAUGAGGUGAGCUCAGUAGAGAGUUCCACGGAAGGUGAUAGCAGUCAGCAGUCACAGAGAAGCAUAGUAUAUCUGCAUGCAGCUACAGUUGGAGACAUUCCGGGACCAGGAUAUUUACGGAACGGUAGACGGGCUGCAUCGAGAGAAGAACUGGCAUCGAACAGUUCAAGUAGAAUUCAACAUCAGGAGAAAACGCUCAGUCGUUCAUUCUCAGUGUUGGCGCCCUGGAAACCCAGACAUUACCGUGAGGCAAUGGAUAUAGAUUACACUCAAUACCCAAAACAACAAGUCAAAAAUGGAAAAUACGAGCAAAAAAUAACUAAGAACGGAUCUAGUCGAAAGGAGAACUCGUCCACGCUCAAGAAGAAAGCCCAAGAAACCAAACGUAACCAAAAUAUGAGCACCCUCACCAGAAAGUCCAAGAGUAAAGAAAAUUUGGCUUCGCAGAACUUCAGAAAGUCCAACGGCGACUUAUCCAAAGGUUCUAGUUCCACUUUAUACAAGAAAAAAGAUAAAUUACCACGCGAGAACUCGCGUUACUCCAGGGGCGAUAGAGAUGAGAAAAAAAUAGCUUCUAAAAGCCUGUCAGUAGAGUCUCUCGGAAGCAAUAGCAGAUCGGGCAGGAGCAGAGACGAGAGAGAUAUAUCAAGGUCGGUUUCUAUGCCAAGAGAUCCAGAAAAGUCCGCAGGCUGGUUCAAGAUGUCCAAGAAACCCAAACAUUCCGCCAGUGCCCAACGACUGUGAUUCACUAUUUCUUUUAACAAAGCGGCAUCAAUCUUUAACUGAUUAACCCAAGUGCCAUCUGCUGUAGCAAAAAAAAAAUGUUCUCUCAAAUUUAAUAUAUGGUUAAAUUGCGACCGAGAACCUAUUGUCAGAUUUUUAGUUUUAAUAUUGAAAAAAUGUGCCUUAUUAUUUUAAUUGAACUUCUCUUUCAUUAUGUGCGGGAACCUAGUGAAAGGGAAGUUGAAUUCGUUCUAGAAUUAACUACUGAGCUUUAUAAACGCUGUUAUUUAUCUAACCUUUAAUUUAGGAUUCAAUGUACUGAUUAUCAAUCGCUAAUCAUUGAAUACUGGUGCUAUAUUAGGACUUAACAAUACUUUGUAAAACUUUGUAAAUAACAACCUUUUAAUUUUGUAAAUUAUGGGUAAGGUACUUAUAUCUAAAGUAUAGAAAAUAUGUUUAAAAUUAUUUUGUUACCAAAUUACUUAUUAUGAAUUUGGAUCCUGUAGAAAUGUUUUAUAUAAAUUAAGAUAGUUGUAUUAUUUUAAAAUUUAGUCACUAAAACAACUAUUUUUGUAAUUAUGUGCUAUAUUAAACACAAAUAAACAGUUAAUACAUUAA